AACAAAUAUUGAAGAAAAAAACCUCGAGCGUUUUUAAUCUGAAUUUACUCUUAAAAGAGAAAAGACCCCAUCCGCUAUUAAGGAUUUCGAUUUGGAUCUUUCCCCAGCGCGAAGAAGUUCUGUUUGCCGUCAUUGCUUGUUCGUAGUUAAGUUCAUAGCAUAUACACAUACAUACAUAUAAAAUGUCAAGUAAGAAAGAAGAGAAAACUCAGGCUGCUGCUGAAAGAAUAAAGGCAGCAGCAUUGAGUGCUGCAAAAGGCCUAAGUCGAGCUCAGGCUGAAAGGGCAGCUGCGGCUGCUGCCCGAAAUGUCAAUGCUUAUGGGCAAAAAGAAGAGGGGCCUAGCAGAUGGCAAGAGAAAAGGGAAGCGAAGAGGCAAAUGUAUUUGAUGAGUACUGAAAAGGCAGUUAGAUUAGGCGAAAGGAAAGACAAGAUGACCAUGACGUCUACGAUGGGUGCUUCUCAGUGCCAAAAGUGUUUCCAAGUGGGGCACUGGACAUAUGAAUGUAAGAAUGAACGGGUUUAUAUGUCGCGACCGUCGCGUACUCAGCAGCUUAAGAACCCGAAAUUGAGGAUGAAGCUUUCUGUCUCUUAUGAUUUGGAUAACCCUGAUGUGAAAGAUGAUGAGAAAGAUGAUAAUAGUAGGUCUAACAAAAGCAAGAGGAAGCACCGGUCAGAUUCGGGUUCUAGUAGUGAUAGUGAGGCUUCUGUUUUCGAGACUGAUAGCGGUGGUGCCUCAUCUGUUACGGGAUCAGGUUCUUCUUCAGCAGUGAGUAGUACAGAUUACAGUUCGUCAUCGGAGUCCGAGGAAGAGAGGAAGCGUAGGAGAAAGAAGAAUAGGAAGAAGAAGCAGAAGAAGGUGAGACGCAGAAGGUACAGCUCAUCUUCUGAGUCUUCCGAUUCUGAAUCAACAUCAGGUUCCAAUUCUGAUGAUAAGAGCAGCCGAAGGGAGAGCCGGAAGCAUAACAGAAGGCGCUGAAAGGAACAGGGUUGUCAUACACAUUUCCUUUUCGAUGACGGAUUUACUGGUUUUGAGACCGGAUAAUUUUACCAUCUGCUUGCGGUUCUUUAUUAGGUUUCCCUUUGGCAUAUUAUAUUCCUACAAAUGCUGGAAAUCAAACACACUGUGAUAGGUUGCUAGAUGUUUUCAUUGCUUUUCCUUCUAGCAUCAGAUGCUGUUGUUAUUUGUUGAGUGUUAUAUGAUUGGAGUUUGAAAAAUCUAUUUUUUGAGUUAUUCACCUUGAAUGUGCCAUCUGAAUUUGUGUUAA
Molecule: messenger RNA, 1266 nt
Organism: Gossypium raimondii (Peruvian cotton)
Lineage: Eukaryota; Viridiplantae; Streptophyta; Magnoliopsida; Malvales; Malvaceae
Exons: 3
Coding region: 183-977 (264 amino acids)
Source: RefSeq, a predicted model, not a curated record